Molecule: messenger RNA, 2100 nt
Organism: Durio zibethinus
Lineage: Eukaryota; Viridiplantae; Streptophyta; Magnoliopsida; Malvales; Malvaceae
Source: RefSeq, a predicted model, not a curated record
CUACCUUCAUCUUUUCUUUCAUUAACAAAACUUCAAACUUUGCUUUUGUAUCAAUGCAACUUGUCUGAGAUAGCCAUCAUAAGGAAUCUAAAGAAGUUAGAUAUCCUUAGCUUUCAGGGUUCUAGCAUUAAGCAAUUACCAGUAGAGAUAGCAGAAUUGACCGAACUGAGGUUAUUAGAUUUGAGUGAAUGUUCCAGUCUUAAAGUGAUCCCAGCAAACGUCAUAUCAAAAUUGUCUAGAUUAGAAGAGCUAUAUGUUGGCAAGAGCUUCGGUCAAUGGAAUGUUAAAGGAAAUGCACAACUUGCAGAGUUGAAGAACUUGUCCUGUUUGUUUGCCCUACAUUUAUAUAUUCCUGAUGCCCAAAUUAUGCCAAAAGAUUUGUUCUCUGUGAAGUUGGAAAGAUACAAGAUUGCCAUAGGAAACUUUGAUUGGGAUUCGUUUGAGUGUGAAGCUUCAAAAGCAUUGCAACUUAAAUUAAAUACUGGCAUUCAUUUAGAUGAAGGGAUUAAAAUGUUGGUAGAGAAAACUGAGGAGUUAGGUAUAGAGGAAUUCAAAGGGGCGGAGAAUGUGCUUUAUGGGUUAGAUAGCGAAGGUUUUCCACAUUUGAAGCAUCUCAGUGUCGUUAAUUCCUCAGAGAUGAAAUGUAUUAUUAAGUCCAUGGGGUCGGCUCCGCAUAAAGCAUUUCCUGUUUUAGAGUCAUUGAAGCUUAGCAGUCUAACUGUUUUGGAGAAGAUUUGCGAUGGUCAACUCAAAACAGCAUCAUUUAGCCGACUAAGAACCAUACAAGUUAGAUGGUGUGAUAGAUUGAAGAAUCUUUUCUCAGUCUCCAUAGCAAAAAAUCUCUACCAACUUCAACAAAUUAGCGUUAAGUGGUGCGAGAACAUUAAAGAGAUAGUUGUAAAGGAGGAAGGAAAGGAAGACAAUGUUGUAGAGUUUCGACAGUUGCGCUCUUUGGAACUCGAAGAUUUGCCAGAAUUGAAAAGCUCUUAUUCCAUGGAGGAAACGCCUUCCUUAAGAGGACAAGGAGGAAGUGUAUCGACCACAAAUAUGGUUCCACUUUUCAACCGAAAGGUUAUUUUCCCUGUCAUAAAGGAGUUGGUAUUAAGAUCAAUGAAUAGCAUUGGAAAACUAUGGGAUGAUCAGCUUCUCACUGAUGUAAUGUUUUUUGGUUUUCAAAUGUUAACAAUUCUGAGUGUUUACAGCUGUCAUAAAUUGAAGUAUGUAUUUACUUCCUCAAUGGUUAAAAGCUUUGUGCAAUUGAAAACACUUGAUGUUGGAAAUUGUGAGGAAAUGGAAAAGGUAAUAGCAGUCAGUGCAGAAAAAGAAAGAAAUAACAUAAUGGUGUUCCCUAAACUUGACUCCUUGCAUCUCUACGAUCUUCCCAAUCUCAAAAGAUUUUGUUGUGGAAUUAAUCCAAUUGAAUUUCCUGUUCUAAGAAGACUAGAGAUAGAAAAGUGUCCGGUUUUGAGCACAUUCCACUGUGAUUCUAGUACAAAUGAUGGAAAGAGUAACAAUAGCAUCUCAAUGGGUCACAAUCUCCGAAUUGAUGUACCACACUGUCUAUUCAACGAUAAGGUUGUGUUCCCUGUCAUUAAGGAGUUAGUAUUAGAAUCAAUGAGUAGUAUUGAAAAACUAUGGGAUGAUCAGCUUCCAGUUGCCGAAAUGUCUUUUGGUUUUCAAAAUUUUACAGUUUUGGAAGUGCUGAGGUGUCACAAAUUGAAGUAUGUGUGUACUUCCUCAAUAGUUAAAAGCUUUGUGCAACUGAAAACACUUUAUGUUGGAAACUGUGAGGAAAUGGAAGAGGUGAUAGCAAUCAGUGCAGAAGAAGAAAGAAAUAACAUAAUGGUGUUUCCUAAACUUGACAUAUUGUUUCUUUUUAAUCUUCCCAAUCUCAAAAGAUUUUGCUGUGGAAUUAAUUCAAUUGAAUUCCCUUUUCUAAGGAACUUUUCAAUAAGUAGGUGUCCUAUUUUGAGCACAUUGCAUUGUGAUUCUAGUACAGGUGUUGGCAAUGAAGCAAGAAAGAGUAGCAGCAGUAGCAGCAGCAUUUCAAUACCAAAAUAUCUAUUUGAUGAAAAGGUAUUUUUAUUCUUCUCUUUUUAA